Esox lucius (northern pike) is the source of this 1290-nucleotide messenger RNA. Its product is annotated as erythrocyte band 7 integral membrane protein-like. NCBI's taxonomy places the organism in Eukaryota, Metazoa, Chordata, Actinopteri, Esociformes, Esocidae. The transcript has 7 exons. Gene Ontology annotation, cellular component: plasma membrane. Bases 34 to 867 code for a protein of 277 amino acids. The record is from RefSeq and is a predicted model, not a curated record.
UCUUCAGUCAAGGCAGAGAUCAGGAGCAGGUGAAUGGAAAUGGAAAGCAUUUAUGCCAAACAAUCCUCAACCAAAGCUGAAGUGAGUUCAGGAAGCCUGGGUGUUUGUGGCUGGUUUCUGGUGAUCCUUUCUAGCUUGUUAACAUUCACGCUGUUCCCUCUGACCAUCUGGUUCUGCAUCAAGAUAGUUCAGGAGUAUGAACGGGCUGUCAUCUUCAGACUGGGCCGGAUUACAGAUCGGAAAGCCAAGGGACCCGGCAUCUUCUUUGUACUGCCAUGCACUGACUCCUUUGUGAAAGUGGACCUGAGAACCGUGUCAUUUGACAUCCCUCCCCAGGAGAUCCUGACUAAGGACUCCGUGACGGUGUGUGUUGAUGGGGUCGUGUACUUCCGGGUCAGUGACCCCAUCUCCUCCGUGGCAAAUGUGUCCAACUCUAACUACUCAACCCGACUCCUGGCCCAGACCACCCUGAGGAACGUCCUGGGAACCAAGAACCUGGCAGAGCUGCUGUCAGACCGUGAAGGAAUCUCACACAGUAUGCAGGCCAGUCUGGCUGAGGCUACUGACCCAUGGGGCAUCAUGGUAGAGCGUGUGGAGAUUAAGGAUGUGAAGCUGCCCCAACAGUUGCAGAGAGCCAUGGCAGCAGAGGCAGAGGCCAGCCGAGAGGCCAGAGCGAAGGUGAUAGCAGCAGAGGGGGAGAUGAACGCCUCCCGAGCCCUGAAGGAGGCGUCUCUAGUGAUCUCAGAGUCUCCGUCUGGUCUCCAGCUGCGCUACCUCCAGACCCUCACCACCAUCGCUGCAGAGAAGAACUCCACCAUCAUCUUCCCUCUGCCCAUGGAUGUCAUCAGCCACUUCAUGAGGAAGUGAUGUCAUCAACAGUCAGCUAUAAACCACUCAUGUCUUGUGAAAAAGGUUUUGGGAAAGGUUUUAACUAAAUGUCAUAAAUUCUGUAGAAAUAAUUUUUAAAUAAUUGGUUUUAGUUUGGAUUGUAUUGAAAGAGAUGUUGGAAUUAAGACAGUGGGAAAACAUACACAUAAUGUAAGUCACUCAGGAUAAGAGCUUGUGCUAAAUGACAGCGUACAAAUGAAGUGUACAUCUGUCAGUUAAGAUCACUGUUUGACCCUUUUUGUUUUAACCCUUAACUAACUGUAACUGUUAGUGUACUGAAUGCUUGUAAUAAGAUUUUGGUCAAUUUCUUUUUGCGUUGUUUUACAUUUCACAUUAAAAUGAGUCAGAUCUUUUGUGAAUGCAGUAAUGCUGUCAAUGGAGGGAGUCUGAUAGAAAACAUUA